GCAUUUUCCUGGAGCUCCUAGAGCCAUACAUCCUCACAGACCACCUCAGCACGCUCCCUCCUGAGGUGAUGCAAGCGCUAGUGGAGCAUUACAGUGAGAGGGGGUGGCUGUCACGCGUGCAGCAGUGUGUGCUGCACAUGGAUAUCGCCUCGCUCGAUAUCAACCAGGUGGUGCGCCUGCUCCGUCAACACCCUUCUCUCCCAUGCACACACCCUUCCAUGCCUUUUUUUCCCUUUCUCUCCGCCUUUCCUCCCAGGUGCUACCGCCUGCUGCUCUUCCUCAAGCUCACCUUCUCCAGCCUCAACUUCCCUCCAGGCAGUGGCGCAAUCUCCCCGUCUCUCCUACCCUCAGCCCAAGCCGAACUCCUUAACUUCCUCCUGAAACCCCACCGCCCACCCCACCACCGCUCUGCCUCUCUCUCCCCCUCCUCCCACGCCCUCCUCUGCUCGCCCCUCGCUCGCCUUCUUUCCUUCGAUCCCCGCGCCACACUUUCUGUGCUGCGCGUGAUUCUCCGCUCUGUGUCCAUACUGGAUCAGCCACAAACGAGUACAGAGCAGCCCAUAACGAGCGAGGAUUCGACGCUGGUGAAUGAGGGAGGAGCGGAUGGAGGCGCUGGUGAUGGCUCUGCCCGGCUCCUGUGGUGUGGAUUUCAACGCUCUCCUGCCCCUGGCGCUGCAAGCAGGCUUCCACCAGGUGAGCUGACCGAAGGGCUGUUGUAUGAUGGGCAAAAGGACAGCAGCCGGAGGGAGGAGCGGAUGGAGGGGCUGGUGAUGGCUCUGCCGGACUCCUGCGGUGUGGACUUCAAUGCUCUCCUGCCCUUGGCGCUGCAAGCAGGAUUUCAUCAGGUGAGCUGGCUGCUGGGCUGUACUGUGAUGGGCAUGGGGAUAGGAUAG
Molecule: messenger RNA, 893 nt
Organism: Closterium sp. Naga37s-1
Lineage: Eukaryota; Viridiplantae; Streptophyta; Zygnematophyceae; Desmidiales; Closteriaceae
Source: the annotation of a GenBank genome assembly